Molecule: messenger RNA, 1453 nt
Organism: Physella acuta
Lineage: Eukaryota; Metazoa; Mollusca; Gastropoda; Physidae
Source: RefSeq, a predicted model, not a curated record
GACAAGUCACUAUGUUGCUCGUGAACCUGUUUAUCUCCUCCGUGACACUGGUUGCCAUGGUAACCGCCACAGUACACCCGACCAUCACGUUUCGUCUGCUGGCUCGCAUCCCUGGUCGCUUCUCCUACACCCACGACGUCAAAAUAGAGACUGUUCUAGAAUAUCAACUGUGGGACCAUCUGUGCAAAACUCCCGGCAACCCGUUCGCCGUUCGUAUCGGGCCUGACAUGGGUUCCACAGACAUCAUCAACGAAGACAACGCCCUCCACAACGGGAGCGAGGGCGCCAAGUACUGCCUCAUCUCCCCCGUCCUCAACCCAGUCAAAUGUGACCACGAAAACUACUGCACCAGCGGGAACGUAUGUCAAGUCACGCUGAAAUCCAUCUGUCCGAAAAAGGGAAAAAUUUCCAGAUGGGCGAAUACGGAGAGGGUCGACGUCACGCUUGACAUAGUGGACGGGGAGCUGAAGGUUGUGACGUGUUACGGGAAGUGCGUCACGGAUCAAGACGAUGACACGGAAGAAGACGAGGCUCAUGGGAUAUCGUACCUGGCGGUGGGGUUUAUCGUUGCUGGGGUUAUUGUGGCGGCGUCGCUGAUGGUGAUUGGUGCGGUGGUGUGGAAGAUUAGGUCGACGCGCCGGCUUGAUCCGGAUAAGCCACAUCAUCAGCACCAUAUAGAGUACGCUAAGUAGCCGUUGAUGUCACAUCACCAACAAAACAUAGAGUACGCUAAGUAGCCGUUGAUGUCACAUCACCGCCAUAUAGAGUACGCUAAGUAGCCGUAAAUGUCACAUCACCACCAUAUAGAGUACGCUAUGUGACCAUUGCUGACACAUCACCACCAUAUAGAGUACGCUAAGUAGCCGUUGAUGUCACAUCACCACCAUAUAGAGAACGCUAUGUAGCCGUUGAUGUCACAUCACCACCAUAUAGAGAACGCUAUGUAGCCGUUGAUGUCACAUCACCACCAUAUAGAGUACGAUAAGUAGCCGUUGAUGUCGCAUCAUCAACAGAACAUAGAGUACGCUAUGUAGCCAUUGAUGUCACAUAACCACCAUAUAGAGUACGCUAUGUAGCCGUUGAUGUCACAUCACCACCAUAUAGAGUACGCUAUGUAGCCGUUGAUGUCACAUCAUCAACAGAACCUAGAGUACACUAUGAAAUCAUCGUUACCACACACCACAUAGAUUACGUUAUGUAAUCAUUAUUACCACACCGCCACCAUGAUUAUAAACAGUCUUUGUAAUAGCUGUUGCCACAUUAUUACCAUAGAACCAGAUGUAAUAAUUCUCACAUAACAAUUACCACAUGAAAUACGUCAACGACCAAAAUAUGUUUGUGUGUGAAAGAAAAUGGUGAUACUUUUGGUGGAGAUAAUUCAUGUACAUACUUUAGAAAAAAACAAACAUUGUUACAUUACUUCUGAACUACUUACAUUGUGAUUUAGGCUGAA